GUCGGGGCUGCCGCGCCAGCAGUGCCACCGGCAGCAGUGCUGGGCGCCCUGGCCAGAGCUCCGCCUGGAUUGCCAGCAGCGCUACCUUCUACUCUUAGCCGGGCGCGUCGAGCAGCUGGUGGUGGGUGGAUGGACAGAGUGGUUGAAGGAAACAGUCCUUGCCAAUUUCGACUUCAUCAACGCUUUGGUGAGUAAACGGGCUGAGGGUUCCGACCCAGCGCUGCGCCUCCCCGCGGGCGACCAGGCUUUCCACUCGUGGCCCAACCUCAAGGCCUUCCUGGUAGCUGUCGACUACGUCUUCGCUGCGUCGUCCUCCUGCUGGCGGCGUCUCGGAAUGGAGCCCACUGCUGGGGCGUGCCCUACGGUGGAGGACAUCGAGGACAGGGCUCGCAGGGCGCACUUGGUGUUCUCGGUCACGAAGCUGCUCGCCUCGUGGUCUGACGCGUGCAAGGCAGGGGUGCAGGCCGCGGAGUGUCAUCACCACCUGCCCGCAGUACUCAUUGAUCGCCGCAGGAUAGGAGGUUAUGCGCCACCGCCGUAUUUGGAACUUCUUCUGGCAUUGGAGCAGCGGGUGGCAGUGGACGUCCGCCCUGUGGCUGACGUGCUCGAGGGAUCCUGGCGGAACCCCCUUCUGAGCGGCCGGAAGUCGCACCUCGCGGCGGCCGCGGUUCACUUGCAGGAGCCGGCGACCAUCACCGCCACCGCGCGCAAUUCGGCGGCCACAGUCCACGAGGCAUUCUCGGUCUUUCGUCUCACGGAGGCUGGGAAUGAGGCACCUGCGCGAGUGGUUUUGUGGCGCCCGGUGCUCUAUUCCGAGUGCCCGUCCCGCGUGAUCUGGGUGGGCGUCGGGGCGCAGCCCGCGCUGUUGGCGCGGCGGGCUCUCGCUCCGCCGGCGUCGCAGCAUGGCAUUCGAUGGGAGGGGCCUUUCCGCAGCUUGGGCUCCGUGCCGGACGUCCGCCGCGCCCUUUUCAAGGCGCGCGCUGAACGGAGUGCAUAUUCGGACCUGGGCGCGCGCUUCUUCAUCCGACAACUCCGCGACGAUCCGCCCCUCGCCGCUGCGCUGGCCGGCAAACGGGCGCUCCUGGCAGACGAGGGGGCGCGCGUCAUGGAGCGCACUUGUCCACGAGUGUUGGUUCACCUCCGGAACUUCCACGACGACGUCCUCCUGGUCUCCCCGACCCUUGCCAUCUGGCACUCCACCGCUACCGCGGCGGACUGGGGG
Messenger RNA from Prorocentrum cordatum, 1222 nucleotides. Lineage: Eukaryota; Dinophyceae; Prorocentrales; Prorocentraceae. The record is from the annotation of a GenBank genome assembly.